Messenger RNA from Mollisia scopiformis, 932 nucleotides. RefSeq lists its product as uncharacterized. Gene Ontology annotation, molecular function: rRNA primary transcript binding. The record is from RefSeq and is a predicted model, not a curated record. Gene Ontology annotation, biological process: nuclear-transcribed mRNA catabolic process, RNase MRP-dependent; maturation of 5.8S rRNA from tricistronic rRNA transcript (SSU-rRNA, 5.8S rRNA, LSU-rRNA). The coding region runs from base 166 to 924 and encodes 252 amino acids. NCBI's taxonomy places the organism in Eukaryota, Fungi, Ascomycota, Leotiomycetes, Helotiales, Mollisiaceae. Gene Ontology annotation, cellular component: ribonuclease MRP complex. The transcript has 2 exons.
CCCCGAAAGCGCUCUUAUUCAUUUAGAGAUUCAUCUAAACACGUGCAUCGACAAAGACCCUGAAGAGGCUCUUCGCUUCUUCCCGCACCCUAAACUCAACCGCUGAGUUUCCUGUAACUCCAAUAUCAAACAUCCAUCCCUUCACCACCCUCACAUUAAACCAAAAUGCCCAAACCACCACAACCCCAAACCCUCUCCUCGCCACCAUCCCCAACAACCAUAGCAAAACAAGAACUAACCUCCAUAACCCAAAUCCUCCAACUCACGCACCACCGCAACAAAAACCAGCACCGCCUCGCAAAAUGGUGGAAACCGUUCUCCGUCCUCCGACGCAAUAUCUCAGAACUCCUCGCUGAAGUCGAUGCAUUGGAAACAGCUGAGAAGUUCUCUACUGGAGAGAAGGGAGGGAGGUAUGUGAGGGACGCACGUGAGGUCGUUGAGCGCAGGGUGGAGUUUGUGGAGGUUUGGGUGCUGGAGAAGGCUUUUGUGGCUUUUUCGACGGUGGUGAAGGAUUUGCAGUAUGCGAGUUUGGGGUUGUUGCUUUUGGGAAUGCUGGCGAAGAUUAAGGCUGUGAUUCGGCCUUUGGGGAGAGAGAAAAUGGAGGAUGAAGAGGAGGUUGAGGUUGAGACUGAUGGACCUGAGCAGUUUACUGAUGCAUCAGGUGAUCCUCAAGAAAAACAGGAUCUUGGAGAGGUGGUCAGGAGGGAGGAGCUCGCAGGUGUUCUUCGGGAAGAAGAGAAAGAUGAAGAGGAAGUCGACGUGGUGCUGAAGACACCGAAACCCAAAGAGACGAAGAAUGAAGUCAAGAUUGCUUCAGAGAGCGAGGUUGAAACGCAGGCAAAGAAGAGAAGCAAAGAGGAGAAGAAAAAGAAGAAGCGGAAAAGAGGUGAUGCUUUUGAUGAUCUAUUCGAUAGCAUAAUUUAAGAGAACCU